This is a messenger RNA of Dictyostelium purpureum, 276 nucleotides long. RefSeq lists its product as uncharacterized. The record is from RefSeq and is a predicted model, not a curated record. NCBI's taxonomy places the organism in Eukaryota, Evosea, Eumycetozoa, Dictyosteliales, Dictyosteliaceae. The coding region runs from base 1 to 276 and encodes 91 amino acids. The transcript has a single exon.
AUGGAUGCUUAUCAAUCAGGACAAGAGAAUAUUAAUUAUAAAUAUAGCUUUUGGUUAUGGUAUUAUAAUAUUUUUAAACGUAAUGAAAAGAAAUUGGAAAAAUUAAAAUUAUAUUAUAAUUCAAAAAAAUAUGCAGAAUUGUGUCAAUAUAUGAAAAAAUUAAAAAAUGGUUUAAAUAAUAUUGGUAAUUAUAAUGAUAAUAAUGGCAGUAAUGGUAAUGGUAAUAAUGGUGAUGAAGUUGAUAGAUAUAUUAAAGAAAAUUUUAAAAUGGUUUAA